Pollicipes pollicipes is the source of this 756-nucleotide messenger RNA. RefSeq names its product NGFI-A-binding protein 1-like. The coding region runs from base 1 to 756 and encodes 251 amino acids. Gene Ontology annotation, biological process: negative regulation of DNA-templated transcription. The record is from RefSeq and is a predicted model, not a curated record. Gene Ontology annotation, molecular function: transcription factor binding; transcription coregulator activity. Gene Ontology annotation, cellular component: nucleus. The transcript has 8 exons. Lineage: Eukaryota; Metazoa; Arthropoda; Thecostraca; Pollicipedomorpha; Pollicipedidae.
AUGCCAACCUUGCUCAGCUACUACCACAUUUUCAUCAGCCAAGGUGGAGAUGACGUGCAGCAACUCUGUGAAGCCGGAGAGGAGGAAUUCCUGGAGAUCAUGGCCCUGGUGGGCAUGGCCUCCAAGCCGCUGCACGUGGAGCGGCUCGCCGAGUCAGCCGUCCGCCUCGCCAAGACGCUGCCGGACUUCGAGCCGCGAGCCAGAACAGCAAGCGCAAGGUGUGCCGGCGAAGUGGAGCAGGUGAUGAGCAUGGAGGCCGACCAUCCGCAGCGUCUGGAGAAGUUCCGCAAGUACGCCGCCAUCUACGGCCGGUUCGACUGCCGGCGUCGGGCGGAGAAGCCGCUCACACUGCACGAGGUGUCGGUGAACGAGGCGGCAGCGCACAUCUGCAUGCAGGUGCCGGCGCUGCUGACUCGUCGCGACGAGCUGUUUCCGUUGGCGCGCCAGGCGGUCCGGCAUUCCGGCUACCAGUACUCCAAGGGCCACUCCAGGUCGCAGGGAGCGCAGGGCUUCUCGCCGCGAGAGUUCCGAGUCGGCGAGGAGGCGGGCGGAGUCAAACGACUCCGCCUCGACUCGGACCCACUGGCAGAGGACCUGUCGGACGGCGAUUGGCUGCACAGACAGGAGCGGCUGCAGCAGAUCUCCGAGGAGGUGCGGCGGCUGCGGGAAUCGUACAAAGCCUGUCUGGAGCUGGACGACGACGACUCGCAGUUUUCGCUGGUCAGCGUUCCGUCGCCCGCGGUGAGGCAGCUGUGA